Messenger RNA from Alligator sinensis (Chinese alligator), 2340 nucleotides. It is a transcript of the gene WDR77, whose product is annotated as WD repeat domain 77. Lineage: Eukaryota; Metazoa; Chordata; Crocodylia; Alligatoridae. Gene Ontology annotation, cellular component: methylosome. Gene Ontology annotation, biological process: oocyte axis specification. The transcript has 10 exons. Gene Ontology annotation, molecular function: protein binding. The record is from RefSeq and is a predicted model, not a curated record. Bases 1 to 1071 code for a protein of 356 amino acids.
AUGUCUUUCGCUGGAAAAGUCUCGCGAGAAGAGACCUCGCGGCAGUCUCGCGAGAGCAGGGGGCGGGUCGAGGGGCAGGAGAGGGGGGAGGGCAGGGGGGCCAAGACGCCCUCACGAUGGGGCCGAGUCCUGCCACCUCCACGCUUCUCUCUUGCAGACGGGACCCUUCUCCUCGGCGCCUCCAGCUUGAACGCGCGCUGCUGGGUGGGCUCCAUUUGGGUGUUCAAGGACCCAGCGAGGGCCCCGAACGAAGGGUUUUGCUCCGCCGGAGUCCAGACGGAAGCGGGCAUCGCCGAUCUCCAGUGGGUGGCCGAUAAAGGCAUACUGGUGGCCUCUGAUUCCGGCGCUGUGGAACUGUGGGAGCUGGAUGAGAAUGAAACCCUCAUCGUGAACAAAUUCUGUAAAUAUGAGCACGACGACAUCGUGACAACAUUGAGCGUUCUGGAUAAUGGCACUCAGGCUGUUAGUGGCAGCAGAGACUUCUGCGUGAAGGUUUGGGACAUCCCCCAGCAAACAUCACUACACUCCUACAGAGCUCAUUCUAGUUCAGUGACAUGUGUGGCUUCCUGUCCUGGUAAGGAUACUGUGUUCCUGUCCUGUGCUGAGGAUAACAGGAUUUUACUCUGGGAUACCAGAUGCCCCAAGCCAGCUACUCGAAUUGUUUGCAGUGCCUCUACUUACCUACCUACCUCAGUCAUGUGGCAUCCACAGCAAAGUGACGCUUUCGUUUUGGGUGAUGAAAAUGGGACAGUUGCUGUGGUAGACACAAAGAACCCGGAUUCUGCCCUCAGCUCUGCUGUGCACUCCCAAACUGUGACUGGGUUUGCAUUUUCUACACACAGUUCCCCUCUUCUGGCUUCAAUCAGUGAAGAUUGCUCAGUAGCUGUUCUUGACUCUAGCCUUUCAGAAGUGUUCAGAAGUCGUUCUCAUCGAGAUUUUGUGAAAGGUUUAUCCUGGUCUCCAGUGAAUAACGCCUCACUCACAACAGUGGGAUGGGACCAUCAGGUGUUGCAUCACGUGGUUCCAGUGCAGAGUGGCAAAAAUCCUGAAACCAAUUGUAUAAAGGAAUAGUUUCAUAAACUUUACUGGUCCAGACUCAUCCCUGGUGUUGCUCCAACUGUAGUUGGAGCUGGCUUGUGCAGCCAGGGAUGGGCUUGGCCCAUACGAUCUCAGAGCUUGUGACCAAGAAGAAAGAUCCUGUAGCAGUUGUGCUGUAGACACGAGCUAAUUACAAACCAGCCCCCUUGACAGAGUUUGGAGUCACCUUGGGACAACGCUGUUAUGUGAUGUACAAAAAAUGUCUGUUACCAGGCACACAGGAAUUGCAGGGAAACGGAUAAUUAGGUAAAAGGAAAUUAAAACCAUAAAAGAUUUUAUUUUAUUUUUUUUUCCCCUUCCUCCUCCUCCUUCCCACUUCAAACCACUUACUGAAGUAACAGAAUGAUAUUUUGGGGAAAGUCUUGCAGUAGAGUCUUGGUACAAGGGCCUUGCCAGAGCAGGAAUUACUGUAAUAAUUGGAUUACAAGCACAUGGUACGUUAAUCCUGUCAAACGAACAGGAAUCCUAGCUUUAGUAUUUAUAGCAUAGAAAGGCUUCGCUAUUCCUGUCCAUAACGCAACCUGUAAUGUUCGCUUUGUACAAGUGUCUGAAUCCUGUUAACAGGCUGAGUGGAGAGCGUAUCUGCGAAUCACUGGAUAUUACUAGACAUCUACGUACUCAGAUACUUGGUGAUGAAGAGGAUGGAGCUCUGUGCCAUACAGGCAUCGGGCCUUGUGCAGCCCAGAUCCUUUUACAGUGCAGCCUCUGAAGGAGUUUGUUGGGGCAUAUUGCAUAGUAACAUUAUAUGCUAGUCUUACUAGAUGAAACAGGAAGGCACCAGCAGUUCACUUGGCUGCCUUAUAGUCAACAUUAAGUGGAAACCUGAAAGGCAAGAGCUAGGCAGUGGGCAAAGUUUCAGCAGCCCUGCUUUACCGAUACUGAAACAAUGGUAAAACACCAUAAAAACCUCCGAGAGGUUUUUUAUUAGAUCUGUAAAUUGGAGUGAAGAUUAUGAAUUCUCAAAUGAUUUGUUCCUCUUAUGGAAGCUGCUGUGUAAUUAGAUUCAGCCAGGUGAUUCAAUAUGUUUAAUACUGAUGUUAAGUGGCUUUAACACUCUAUCUUGUGCUUGAGGGAGAAGAAAAAACAUGCCCCCCAGCUUCUGUAAAUUAUCUGCGUUUCAUCCUUUGUUUGUUUUUUUUCCUUUUAACUUAUUACACAUUUUUAAAAAUCUCUACUGUUUCCCUGAAGCAUUUGAAAAACUCAGCAUCAUAUGUAUUACUGCAGUUACAUGCUUGCUUUCCC